Mus caroli (Ryukyu mouse) is the source of this 1472-nucleotide messenger RNA. Lineage: Eukaryota; Metazoa; Chordata; Mammalia; Rodentia; Muridae. The record is from RefSeq and is a predicted model, not a curated record.
AUCCUUGCUGAGUGUGUCAAAUCCCCUAGAGUUGGAGUUACAGGUGGUUAUGGGCUGCCUGACACGCGCUCUUCAUUGCUCAGCCACCACUCCAGCUUUCGUAGCUAUGUGUAACACACCAACUUACUGCGACCUAGGAAAGGCUGCCAAGGAUGUCUUUAACAAAGGGUAUGGGUUUGGCAUGGUCAAAAUAGAUCUGAAAACCAAGUCUUGCAGUGGAGUGAUGGAAUUUUCUACUUCAGGUCAUGCUUAUACUGACACAGGGAAAGCAUCGGGCAACCUCGAGACCAAAUACAAGGUCUGCAGCUAUGGGCUCACCUUCACCCAGAAGUGGAACACAGACAAUACUCUCGGCACGGAAAUCUCCUGGGAGAACAAGGUAAGAAAAAGCACUAGAAGUUAUUUGUUCGUUUGUAGCAUUUGUACCACACAGUCAUCUACCUCUGGGGAGGGUNUGACUUUAUACCUCAGAGUGGAAAUGUGGACUCAUGGUUUUUAUCANGUUAUUUGUUUUUACAGAAAGAAGAGUGGGAAAUUAAAGGCCUCCUAUAGACGGGAUUGUUUUAGUCUCGGCAGUAAUGUUGAUAUAGAUUUUUCUGGACCGACCAUCUAUGGCUGGGCUGUGUUGGCCUUUGAAGGUUGGCUUGCUGGCUACCAGAUGAGUUUUGACACAGCCAAAUCCAAACUGUCUCAGAAUAAUUUCGCUCUUGGUUACAAGGCUGCAGACUUCCAGCUGCAUACUCACGUGAAUGAUGGCACUGAGUUUGGAGGCUCAAUCUACCAGAAAGUUAACGAGAGGAUUGAAACGUCAAUAAACCUGGCAUGGACAGCUGGCAGCAACAACACUCGUUUUGGCAUCGCUGCUAAAUAUAAGCUGGAUUGUAGAACUUCUCUAUCUGCCAAAGUAAACAAUGCCAGUUUAAUUGGACUGGGUUAUACGCAGACCCUCCGACCAGGAGUCAAACUGACCCUGUCAGCUUUAAUAGAUGGGAAGAACUUCAAUGCAGGAGGCCACAAGGUUGGAUUGGGAUUUGAACUGGAGGCUUAAUGUGGUUUUGAGUAGAGUAUCAAUUGUCCCUGGAAAUGAAGAGAAAUGAACCCACUAUGUUUUGGCCUUAAAAUUCUGUGAAAUUUCAAAGUGUGAACUUUUUAUUCUUCCAAAGAAUUGUAAUUCUUCCCACACUGAAGUCUAGAGAUUACAGAUCUAUCCAAUGGNAGGUCCUGGAAGGCAUGCCUGGAAAUUGUCAUGUUUGUGCCACAUUUCAGUUGAGUUCUGCAGAGUUAAUUUAAAUAUGUUCCUCAGCAACAACGUAGUGUCAUGUUAAAGGAGUGACCUGCCUCCCCGGUCUGUACACCGCGUCCUGCAUGUCCCAGUCCACUUUUCCAUGGCCUUUUGUUAUAUCAGUCUCUGCUCUAGUGAGAGCUUUGGUUUUGCAUCAGAGUAAAAUAAACCCAUCACAUUUGGAACAUAA